Molecule: messenger RNA, 2991 nt
Organism: Trypanosoma conorhini
Lineage: Eukaryota; Euglenozoa; Kinetoplastea; Trypanosomatida; Trypanosomatidae
Exons: 1
Coding region: 1-2991 (996 amino acids)
Source: RefSeq, a predicted model, not a curated record
AUGUGGGGUGGGAUAAAGGUGCGAGCACAUCACGGCGAUGUCUUCCGUGGAUGGAGUGCUAGCCAAGGGCUGGAGAACGUGCGGCGCCAGUUGUACCGAGAGCCUCGGCCGUGGUACCUUGCAUGGUCUUUGCACCACCAUAAGCAUCUCCUGAGCGAUUACCACUGCGCUAGGCUGUUAGCAUGGUGUACAACUGUCAUGGAACUUGAGAAGCGACAGGCGGCAAAGCGUCAGGCAUACAUGUAUGCGCAACAAGUGUUUCAGUUUAUGGUGCACAGCCACAAAGUGGGAUCGGAGACGUAUCAAGAGUUCUUUAGGCUUUGUGCUACGGGACGCGACUUGACAACGGCCUUUCGUUGGCAGCAGUAUUUGGUGGAAACGGGGCAGCCAUUCCCUCUCUCUCACUAUACCUGGCUCUUGCGCAUUGCAGUCCUCUCCCCGAACGAUGAAAGCGCCGAAGAUAUGGCGGAGGCAGUGUGGGAGACCUACUUGGCCCGUUACUGUCACUUGGUGAAGCACGAGGUGACAGGUGACACCGCCACCUCGCACUUUCAACCCUCUACAGAAGAAGAAUCCCAUGAAUUGGAGGGACUAUUUAGGGCUUUUAAGCAACUUCGCCCCAAAAUAGCCCAUGGAGCGAAGCCCGAGCUUCUUGACUUCAUUGAUGGUCUUCCUGACGGCAGCUUGGACGCUGCUACAAGUGAUGCCUGGCCGACGGUCAGCCGUCAUCAUACGUUUCGUCAAUUAGAGGCAGGCGUUUCUUGGACUCCCCCAACUUUGUCACAUCCACACCUUCGGGAUUCACUCUUGCAUGAAAAUUUCAUAAAUGAUUUGGAGAAGGCCGCCUUUUCAAGUAAUGUGCAACGUGUUGUGGCACUUGUGAAUGAGUACUUGCAGCGUAUUUCGGCGGAGAAGAGCAGAACGAGUGGAGAAAAAUACCGGGCAGGUGAACGCGAUAUUUGGCAUCGCUACUCCGACCCCUCCGCGGCUGAUUUUCGAAAGCCGCUUGUCGAGGCAGGCGGUGUCACGGCAGAACUGUACCAUUACUUGAUUGUGGCACUUUCAACACGGCAGCCGACGCUGGCAUUGCGCACGCUCCGUCGCAUGGAAGAGCAGAAUCUUGGUGUGCUUGAUUUGACACGGGCGGUUAUGAUCGUGCGCUGUCAAGGUUCCCCCGCUGACCAACAGGCGCUUCUACAGGAACAGCUACAAGAAAUAGCGUUGAGGCAGAAAAUUGGUCAGGAUUAUGAUGUCACGAGAGAGGUUGAGCUCUUCUGGAAGUUCUCUUAUACCGACUUUCUUCAUUACCGUAACGCGUUGGGUAGGACGGACUUGUAUCGCAUUCUCAUGGAGGGGUUGGGCCCCGUUAGGGUUCAGGAACUGUUGACAGAAGCGCAGGUUCACGACUCAUGCACACCUGACGAUGUGGUUGUACUCGAUACUUCCUUUCGUGCCGCUGCCGCGGCGUAUUUUAGGGGUCUUUGUGGUCAGUUGAAUGUGAAUAGGGCGCUGGAUGCGAUCACGGCGAAGAUGCCUAAACUCGAUAUCAGUUUACUGGGUUCUAUGCCUCACUUUAGCGAUUACGCGCUGCCAAAGGAGGAUUUUGUCGCCACCGACGUCUUUGCGUUGCGAGGCAAGUUAGUGGGGUUUAAACGCAUCUACGUUUUAGAUUCCUCCUUUGUGGAGACAAGCGAACAAUUUCUCACUGUGGGGCAAACCUCUGACGUGGAGGAUGCCGGGUCCUCUCUCGUGCUCGUCCCGUAUUGUUGUUUGCAGCAGCUGGCUUUAACAAUUGAACAGGGGGAGUACAGUGUGACGUUUGACGAGGCCCUGCAAGCGGCCAACACGACUGAACCCUUUAUUGCCUCCAAUCGACUGCGAAGUCUGUUUGCCCUCCUACGGGACACGCACAAAACCAGACGCACUAGAGUCCUUCACUUCAGUGAAUGUCUUAUGGCGCAUUCAGUGGCAGCGUCACAGAUCAAGGCUCUAGGUCUUGAUCCUGCUGGCUCAGAUAACGAUCACUUGUUUUUGAUUCUUGCCAUGAUACGGGCGAUAGCGCCUGUGGAGGCUGAGGUGGUGCUUUGUACGGAUGAUGCCUCGCUUGUGAAGCUUUUCCAUGGGGACAAACUUACCUCUUUUUUCGCCGGAAAGAUUUGUAUUCUUUCAUCGCAGCCACCGCAGGAAGUGUUAAACAAUGAGGACGACCUCAUUGACGACAAUCCUGACCUCUGUAUAUCGAUGGACUUUGAGCCUAAACUACAGUCGUCCGCGCCUGUAGGGGAAAAUCACUGUGUUUCAGGGAUAAAUAGCUUGUUGCCUUUACAAACGCAGGUCUCCGAAGUGGACGCAGACGCCUUCGGUGCGGCGUGGCUCGAUAUGCUGGACGGGGAGGAGCAAAGCGGGAAGGCCUUGGAUGCGGUAAAUGAUACUCCGCACCCUCAGGAUGCGCUUUCAACGGGGGCAGUUGCGAGGCAAACGGGAAAUGCCUGUGGAAGGGAUGGGCCGGAUAACGACGACGAUUUGGGGGCUCGAGAACAUGAAAAGCUUAUGAACAUGUACGAAUCGGAGCAUGCCGUUGUACCGGUGGGCGCGUUAAUGGCGCAGGCGUCAUCCUUGGGUUCUAUGUUUGAGCAGUUUGACGUUCUCGGGCCCGAUGCUGAAAUGGACCGCGCCAUGGCGUCACCGGCGCCGCGGCAAACCUCCGGGAAGCCGAACGAAAGGCCUCGCAGACGAGCUCUAUUGGAAACGGAGGCAAUAAGAAAUCGUGGCGCAUCUAAUAAACAGCGUUUUCGCCUUGCAAAGCGUCUAAGUAACAUGUCGGGGGGACGCGUUCCGUUUAACUUCCGCUACAGGGUACUCGAGGUAAACAUAAGUGACCCGAAGAACAAAUCUUACAGGGAUGCCUACAAGGAAGGCGUGGCGAAGAAGCGAGAGAGUUUCAAAAGAAACUUCAACAAUCACUUUCUUGUUGGCGGUGGCUCACCGUAG